GGCGUGUGCGUGAGGUGCAACUAGAGGACGACCAACUACAUCGGGCUCAGUGUCGGACAUUCGGCUCCUACAUCGCCGCUAGAACUUCACGAGAAGAGGAGAAGGAGGAAGAUUCAACCCACUGUAUUUGAUAUUGCAUUUAUUCGACGAUUUAGUACGUCCUAAAAUAUUAACCAUGAAGUUGUUGUGGGCUAUCAGUGCCCUUCUGUUGAGCUGUUGGCGAGCCAAUGCGUCCACAGCCCCAAACAUCAUUGCUGAUCCUCCUGAGGUCAGCAACCAGACCUCUGCGAUCCUGACCUGCAACUUGACAGAGUCCAACCUUCCCAUCAAGGGAUCUCUCUGGAUGCACAAUGGAAAACUCAUUGAAUCCACCAAGACAACUGAUUCUGCCUCUCACACAGCCCUUACUUUGGAUAAGAUCACCCACAGUUCUAGUGGAAAGUAUGAGUGUGUCUUCCUGACUGAACCAGAGGUGAAGAAGACAAUUGAAGUCAAAACACUCCCCCAUGUUUUUGCCUACAAGCACUCAGAGCAUGGCAAUGAAAAGGACAAAGGUGUGAUGGCCUGUGUGAGUCAUGGCUAUCCACUGCCCACUGACUGGACUUGGUUCAAAGAGGUAGAUGGCAUACAAACGCCUAUCAUCAAUGGAACUAGCGACAAAUAUGAGAUCAAGAGCACUCCUAAUAAGACCACUCUGACCGUUAAUGACCUGAGCAUGGAAAAUGACAUUGGAGACUAUGUCUGCUCUGGGACCAAUGAACUUGGCACAAACAGCGACAAGAUCCACCUGCGUGUCCGCAGUCGCUUGGCCGCUCUCUGGCCCUUCCUUGGCAUUGUGGCCGAAGUCAUUAUCCUGGUGACUAUCAUCUUCAUCUAUGAGAAGAGGAGAAAGCCCGAUGAGGUCAAUGACGAUGACGACUCAGGAUCUGCUCCUCUGAAGAGCAACUCUACUGCAAACCACAAAGACAAGAAUGUGAGGCAAAGGAAUUCUAACUAGAAGCUGAAAGAGAUGGACGGGCAGAUGUCAGUCCAGGAUUCAGCUGUUGUGUGGCACAUUAUACUGUGCACCCUGCAAUUUUAAGUACCUUUUUGUGCUUGGGUGUUAAUGUUUUAAGAAACAGAGUGACUUCCUCUUGUUUUGUUUUUCUUCUAUAUUCUUCUCCACAUUGUGCAGCCAGAGAACAUAGUGUGAAAUAAUUUCUGCUCAAGGCCCUGGGGCAAAUAUUGCAUGAGUUUAAAUGCUGUUCUAGAAAAGUGUGUGUUCGUUGUAAAAUCAUUAGAAUGUUUCACGUGAGGAAUGCUUAGUUUGUGGUUAUUUUCUGUUCACGCUGAUGCUUCCUACACUGACCACACAGUCGUCAGUCUGCUUUUAUAUUUUCCAACCUGGAAUGGUGACUAGUGAAGCAGCACAAGUUCUGUUUCAGAGGAUCUGAAACGUUUCUUUGAUUCUGAUAAAUCACUGCCAUUCUUACAGCAAUGACUGGAGUGCGUUUGAAUUCACGUUUGAUCUUUCCCUACACCACCACAAACCUCCUUUAGCAGAGUUCUAAACUUUGCCUUAACAAGCACCAUUUCUCUUUUGUCUUUUUGCAUUUUAUUAUCUGUUGUAAAUGUGACACUUAAAAUUAAAUGCAGAAAUGACAGAAAGAUUCAAUGUUUGCUAGGUUUUGUUGCCAUAAGAAAUUACAGUUUUAGUAGGAAAGCUUUUGUCCUUUAAAUCAUGCUAUUAUUUAAUCUUAACAUUCACAUAUUUAAAAUUCAAGUUUUAGUCACCAUUUUUUUUGUUGCCGAUGUCACAUCCACUGUAAAAAAAAAAAAAAAAAAAAAAUCUAUUAAGGACCAAGUGCAAGAGAUGUAACUUCUGUUGCUUCUGUGGAAUGCAACAUAAAUACUACGCACUGAUGUUUAAAGCUUCAGAUAAACAUUUAAUGAGAUGUUUCUUCUUUUUCACUCCAUGUGAUCUGAGAAAAAACAUUUUCUGUGCGAUUGUUGGACCCAUGUCUCUGUUCCCUCCACUGUGUAGAUGACUCAGAAGCCAUAUGUUCCAUUUAACCUGAGUAGUGUUGUGAUUGGAUGUUACCAUUUCAGAGUUCCACAAAUAAAAAGACCUAGCCAGAGUUGUGUAAAUUGUUGUACCUUCCAAGUACAUGGGAACACCAUCUAUUGUACAACUUGCACAAACUGAAUAAAGGUAUUCGAUUUUA
Messenger RNA from Lates calcarifer (barramundi perch), 2204 nucleotides. It is a transcript of the gene bsg, whose product is annotated as basigin. Gene Ontology annotation, molecular function: cell adhesion molecule binding. The coding region runs from base 176 to 997 and encodes 273 amino acids. The record is from RefSeq and is a predicted model, not a curated record. NCBI's taxonomy places the organism in Eukaryota, Metazoa, Chordata, Actinopteri, Centropomidae. Gene Ontology annotation, cellular component: cell-cell junction. Gene Ontology annotation, biological process: cell-cell adhesion. The transcript has 8 exons.